GCGGGCGGCCGGGGUCCUCCGGGGGUUAGCGCGGGGUGGGCGCGCUGCAGGCCGCCAUUUCUUGGCGUCUCCCGCGGGGCCACCCCCUCCUCUCUUCGUCCGCACUCUCCGCCUUGGUCGCUGGCGCCCCGGCGUCCCCAGCCCAGGUAGUCUCAUGAAUACCACUUACGAUCAAAAGUACCCAACUCUUUGGCAACAGUUUGUCAAUAUUUUAAACUAAAAUCAAGCUUUUUUUGUGACAAAAAUGCUGAGCUUCUUCCGUAGAACACUGGGACGUCGGUCAAUGCGUAAACAUGCAGAGAAGGAACGACUCCGAGAGGCACAGCGAGCUGCCACACAUAUUCCUGCAGCUGGAGAUUCUAAGUCCAUCAUCACGUGUCGAGUGUCCCUUCUGGAUGGUACUGAUGUUAGUGUGGACUUGCCGAAAAAAGCCAAAGGACAAGAGUUGUUUGAUCAGAUUAUGUACCACCUGGAUCUUAUUGAAAGCGACUAUUUUGGUCUGAGAUUUAUGGAUUCAGCACAAGUAGCACAUUGGUUGGAUGGUACAAAAAGCAUCAAAAAGCAAGUAAAAAUUGGUUCACCCUAUUGUCUGCAUCUUCGAGUUAAGUUUUAUUCUUCAGAACCAAAUAAUCUUCGUGAAGAGCUAACCCGGUAUUUAUUUGUUCUUCAGUUAAAACAAGAUAUUCUCAGUGGAAAAUUAGAAUGUCCCUUUGAUACAGCAGUGCAGCUGGCAGCUUAUAAUCUGCAGGCUGAACUUGGUGACUAUGAUCUUGCCGAGCAUAGUCCUGAACUUGUCUCUGAGUUCAGGUUUGUGCCCAUCCAGACUGAAGAGAUGGAACUGGCUAUUUUUGAGAAGUGGAAGGAGUACAGAGGUCAGACACCAGCACAAGCUGAAACCAAUUAUCUGAAUAAAGCCAAAUGGCUAGAAAUGUAUGGGGUUGACAUGCAUGUGGUCAAGGCUAGAGAUGGGAAUGACUAUAGUUUGGGACUAACUCCAACAGGAGUCCUUGUUUUUGAAGGAGAGACCAAAAUUGGUUUAUUUUUUUGGCCUAAGAUAACCAGAUUGGAUUUCAAGAAGAACAGAUUAACCCUGGUGGUUGUAGAAGAUGAUGAUCAGGGCAAAGAACAGGAGCAUACAUUUGUCUUUAGACUGGAUCAUCCAAAAGCUUGCAAACAUUUGUGGAAAUGUGCUGUGGAGCAUCAUGCCUUCUUCCGCCUUCGAGGCCCUGUCCAAAAGAGUUCUCAUCGAUCGGGAUUUAUUCGACUAGGAUCACGAUUUAGAUACAGUGGGAAAACUGAGUAUCAGACCACAAAAACCAAUAAAGCAAGAAGAUCAACAUCCUUUGAAAGAAGGCCCAGCAAACGAUAUUCUCGACGAACUCUACAAAUGAAAGCAAGUACAACAAAACCUGAAGAACUCAGUGUUCACAGUAAUGUCUCAACCCAGAGUAAUGGCUCUCAACAGGCUUGGGGUGUGAGAUCUACUCUGCCUGUGAUUCCUUCUGUAUCCUCUGGUCCUGUGCUGGUGGAGAUAGAGAAUCUUCCACAGAGUCCUGGAACAGACCAGCAUGACAGGAAAUGCUUGCCUUUGAAUAUUGAUUUGCUAGAUAGCCCAGACUUAUUGGAAAGAACCAUUGGUGAUGUAAUUGGAGCAUCUGACACUCUGGAAGCAUCCCAAGCACUAGAUGAAAUUAAUGUAGCCACCAGGCAAACUGGUGUAGAGGAACCUGAAGUUGAAUAUGAGACAUUGAAAGAUGCCUCAGAGAAGCUCAAACAGCUUGAGAUGGAGAACAGUUCUUUGCUGUCCCCUCGAUCCAACAUCGAUGUUAACGUCAACAGCCAGGAGGAGGUGGUAAAGUUGACUGAAAAAUGUCUUAAUAAUGCCAUUGAGAGCCCAGGAUUGAAUGCCAUGAGAGUCCCUCCUGACUUCAAGAGUAACAUUUUGAAGGCUCAAGUAGAAGCAGUACAUAAGAUUACGAGAGAAAAUUUAAGUCAUAAAAAUGCCAGUGUUCAGGAUGCUGCCACAAACAGGGAGAAUAAUGUGCCCCUCUCCAGAGAGUCUCUUGCUCCGACACAUACCACAUCUGCAGACAGUGGUUCUGUACUAAAGGAAGCUACAGAUGAAUUGGAUGCUUUGCUCGCAUCUCUAACUGAGAAUCUAAUUGACCACACUGUCACUCCUCAGGUGUCUUCAACAUCCACGAUUACACCCCGGUGGAUUGUUCCACAGAGUGGAGCCAUUUCUAAUGGACUUGCAGGAUAUGAAACGCUCCUGGCGGGGAAGGAGGGACACGGUAAUAAAGAUGGAAUCUCGCUGAUCUCUCCGCCAGCGCCAUUCUUGGUAGAUGCUGUGACCAGCUCUGUUCCCACUUUGGCCGAAGAAGCCGCCUUGAAGCAGAAGUGUUUACUGACAACUGAGCUAUAGGGCUGCCCUCCCCACCUGUAACUGGAAUGCCCAGCACUCUCCAGCAGUCCAACCUGGGAUCCACUUCAGCUGGAAUGUGUUGGAUUCGGGAGUUUGUCCUUCACUUGUAGGUGAAAAAGCUCUUCCUAGAUUUGACUUAAACUCCAUGGAGAAAAAGCUGCAUUUUCCGUCCAACUGGAAGAGUUUAAUCACAUUUCAUAUCUUCCCAAAUGAGGGUAUCUGGUCUUUAACUUUCUAUAAUUGUAUUAAAGUUACAAAUUCCUGAAACAAGGGAAUGCCUUUCCCUCAGAUUUCCUUCAAACUCUUGGCCCCACCUAGUGGUUGUAACUGUUCCUAACAACUUCAUAACAAGCCGCCUCUGGUGGUGAGCGGUGUUUAUAGUGCUGUUUCCCUCUCUAGUGUCAGGGUGAGCAUCCUUGAUCUGAGUGCCUGUUACAGGAGUCACACUUCCUCAUACAUUACCUGGAAAUCAGGAAUUUAGGAAAGUAAUAUGGAUACUACUGUAGGUACAUUUAGGGACAGCUUUUUUACAAUUAUUAUAGUACUAAAAACAAGUUUAGAAUACAGAGGGUUUUUAAAUGUCUCCCAUACUUUUUAUGUCUUACUAGACUGGCUAUCUUGAUAUUCCAAAUUUAUAUUAAGAUAAACCUUGAGAAGAACUACAGAGAAAUCAAUUGCCUAUCACUUUUUUUUUUCAGCCUGCCUUUCCACAGGAAGCACUCACAUGUGCACCGUGCACCUACUCUGUAAUCUUUUGGUCUGGAAGGGGGUGGAUCACUGUUCAAGAGACCUGAAGCAUUUACUCCAGGCAUCUGCACUCCUUCCUGAGCAGCUGGGUAGGCAGGCCAUUGCAGACUCAGGUAACAAAGGCCUGGCAGUCCUCCACAUAGGGCCCAUUUGGACAUAGGUUUCAUCUCCUUUCAAUAUAAGCUAAAUUAAUUUAGAGCUUGCAAACUGGAAAAAAAAUGAUACAAAACAAAAACACCAGGACAGAGAUAGGGAAGAGGAGUGGGGGUGAAGGGAUUUUUCUUGAAUACCUACCAUAUAUGAAAGUAUAUAUAGUAUGCUGAAAUAACUUGCAUUAAGAACUUUGUGUUAGUUUAAAAGAGUUCUGUAGAAUUUCCCCAUCCCUUUUAGUCUGUACAAAAAAAAUUCUGAAUGUUAAAGUGGUACAUAUUCAUCAUAGAAAAAUAGAGAAAAGUAUAAAAAUAUCCACCUAUAAUUCCAAUACCCAGAAAUAAUGAUUUAGCUUAAAACUUUAAAAUGAAUAAGGUCAGUCAAGUGCUAUGGGGAAUGAGGAUAAUCUGGAAACCACGUUGGUAAAGUCAUUGAUGAUCUUUGUUAUCCAGGACUGAUGUUAAGCUAUACGUCCUGGAAUUUGGUUUUUAGUUUUCUGACCCGUGAUAGGUAUGUACCUGAGCAUUAAUUUGUACUGCUCAGCGUAACAGAACUUCAAGUUUUAUGAUCUUUAAAACCCUAUGGUUUGGAUCAUCCUGGGCUCCCUAUAGCAUAAUCUUGUGCUCAAACACACACUAGUGUCUGACAGGAAAGCUCAGGAAUUUUAACCUUGCACUGUUUCCCAGGGAGCUCUAGAGAUUGGAAACCACUUUUGCACAAAAUGUUUUUGCUAAAGGAUAGAAAGUUGACACUUCUUGCUGGCUGCCUCCCCUUAGCCACUGUGCUAAGCUUGUGAAUUUCAUUGGUGGAGUUCUUGCCAAUUCUUAAUUGUAGAACACAUUUUUCUCACAAUUGCAAGUGACACCUAAAACCAGGGACUUGAGCCAGAACAUGUUGGACUGGGCAUCACAUUUCAGUGUCUUGAUAACCCUAGGUGUCCUGCAAGAUUAAAGUUGUGCUGCCAACCACGGAGCAGCUAAGGCAUUAUGGUUUGGAAGGCCUAAAUUUCUCAUCCAAUUUAGGAGGUAGCAUCAUCCUUAUUUUACAUUUUCUCAAAUUUAGGAAUUAAGCAAUUGAAAAUAAUCUAUAACCUUUAUAUCUUCAGAUACCUAUAUUCUUACCACCCAGAAAUUGAUGACUUUGUUAAAAUUCAUUUGAAUCUCAAGCUAAAAGUAAAUUUUGUCCCAUCUUAUCCUGACAUGAAGUGGUAAGCAUAGAAAUUAACACUUGAAUGCUGAAUUAGCCCUGCCGGAUUAGACACACAUCACAUGUAAGUUUCAUGUGGUACCUGCUGCUGGUGCCAUGCCCAGAGCUGCUGUAACAGCUCGUCCUGUUCUGCUCCCCUGAGAAUGGUGGUGGUGGGGAGAGGCGGGGCUGAGAAAGUCUGUGAACGUGGCAGGUAGGGAGGGGAGAUGUCUGUCUGCGAGAAGAGAGGCAUGUGUGAACUCGUCGAGGAUGCUGGCAGAGAGAGAGGUUGGAGAUGAUGCUGGGUAAGAAGGCAGGCUGGUGACGCUGGGGCAGAAGUGGGAGGGGGCGGCAGGGGCAAUGUAGGCUUCUCCAGUGGUUGCUGUGUGCACUUCCUGGGAGCACUGGCACAGGCUGCCCACCCUGAGGGAGCAGAUGGGAGAGGAACCCCAGAUCAGUCCAUUGUACAGCCCGUGGGGGGGUGGGGGAGUUGGCACGGUGGUUUAGAAUGAGAUGUGAAGGUUUCAGUUAUCUGCCCAAGACUCUGCCUCAGAACUUGUAAAAUAAUUAGUGAUAUUUUAUUUCUAUUUGUCAAUAGCAUCACCUUUGGACACACAGGAGGGACUUGAGGUCAUUUCAUUCCUGCUCUUCAGGAGACACUGCAGGACAGAGGAAUGAUUAGAUUCCUUGUGGGCCCAUUUCCUUAACAUUUUGACAUUGUUUUAAGAAACAAAUUUUAAUAUUUCUCAUAGUCUACUAACUUUUUGUCUCUAGCUUUAUUUGCUUUUACACAAUCACAGGUGUCCCAUGGACAUUUAGAUGAGAGCCCUGAAUUGGUCCUUGGAUCCAGACUACUUGUUCUCUUCUGCUUCUCACUUUGACUAAAAGUUGUACCACUGUCUUCUCUCAGCUAAGCCCCACAUGAAAGUUCUGCUCUUCCUUCAGAACUCCUGCUAGCAAAAUUAUUUGGCAGUCACUUACAUAAAGAAAAAUCUAAGGAAGGGUCUUAAGCGAAGUUCUUGUUUUGUCUUUGAGCGGGGACACAGUGAUCUAGCUGUGUAAAGGACAGAGACAGAGACUGCUGUACCCUUGGCUCUGCUGCGGCAGCACAUGCGGCCGCCCUCCCAUAGUCCUGUUGACAGAGCCGCUGCUGACCCCUGGUUUCAAGGUUUGUAGAGUAACAGAAUGGCUGCCGGGGAUGGUAGGCAGGCAGGUAUUCAGAUGGUUCUGCGUGUUAAUCUGUCACUUGGGGGCACCCAGAACUUUGGGGCAUCGUGUCUCCAUUAAUACAUGUGGUAGCUGGACAAGAUGCAAUUGUAGGUCUCUCAGCUCUGAAAGUCUUUGUGAGCUCUCAGCAGUUUUUGAUUAAUCUUCCUUUGGCCAUUUAGUUGCUCAGAAACCUAGACUCUUCUGCAGGCUGAAUAAUGCAGUUUCUAUAUUAUUUGUCUUUCUUUUUCUGUCAAGUUAAACACUCUGGUUCUUAAGUGAUCAGAAGAAAGUUGAAAACUUUUCGUACGUAUUAGCCCCUGGGAUAAAAAAAUUAGUUUGAAUUAUAGCAGUUUGCCCUGAGCUGAGCUCUGCUGUGUUGCCACGCCUGUAGAGCUGCGAUUCUUCCCCAGUUCUCUAAGGUCGGAUCUGCGAGUCUCAUUCUGUCAUGUUGUUUGAGGUGAUAAUUUAGUCACUCCUCAGGAUUUCUCUUAGCAGAGAGGCUUUUUUGAUAGCACAGAUCCUUUGCUCUUUUUACCUUCAUAUCUGGAUGUGGCAGAUGGUUAUGAGGACCUCACUGACUUUUUUGUGUUUACUUUUUAUGUGUAUAAAGCUUUGCAGUAGCUUUUAAUUUAUUUUCUAUCAAGUGCACUGGUCAUCUGUUGUGUUCCAGUUUUUAUAUGAGUUGUAUUACAAGCACUGCACUGAACUGUGAGUUGUUUGCACACUGAAAUGAGAACUCUAGAUGUGACCCCAUUCAAAUAAAACUUCUGUGAGACA
Microcebus murinus (gray mouse lemur) is the source of this 6493-nucleotide messenger RNA. The record is from RefSeq and is a predicted model, not a curated record. Lineage: Eukaryota; Metazoa; Chordata; Mammalia; Primates; Cheirogaleidae.